AUGAGUGGGAAGAAACAAACCCCUCAGACUACCGGGUUGAUGAUGAUUGCAGGAAGAAGAAGAAGAAGAUGGCAUCUCCAGUCAAGUCAGCCUUGAAGAUACCAAACUUACGGUACGGCUGUUUCUGACGUCAUCCCCCGCCCGUCAGCAAAACAGAACCAGAACCAGAACCAUACAAGUCGGAGAAACAAAACCACUUGGAUUUCCUCACGGCGCGUGCGCUUGCUAUCCUCUUCUCAUCUCCCUCUCCGCCUCCCUUCCGUUCCCUCCCUGCUCCCUGGGCCAAGAUGGAUCCCUGGCAGCGGAGCAUCCGCAGGAUGCAUCAGGUCGGGGAAUUCCUGGAUCUUGACCCCGAAAAGUCCAACAUGGUAGCCGAUUUCGUUUCCCUGAUCGAGGCGAUGCGGGAGGGCCUCACUCAUAUCGACGAUGAAUCCUAUAUACCCGAUUCGCAAAUCAAUCUGCUUUUUCUCACCAAGCUCAAGGCGCGCCCCGAGUGGAAUGGCUGGGCCACAGCCAUGCUGCGAGAUAAUCGGAUCAACACCUCCAAUCCGGCCGAACAGAUAACUUUCCAAGAGCUAGCCGACCUGGCCAUUGAGCAAGAGAAGAAUCGUCAGCGACCAGGGAGGUCUGCAUGGGGCCCUUCCAGAGCAGACUUCUCACCUCCGCAUACGAUCCCGCAUACUACCGCUCCGGAGGAGCCUCGUACUCUCACGCAAGACGAGAUCAACGCAUUCGUCGUUCAGCAGAUGAGCCAGGAUAGGAAGCUAGAUAAUCGCCGCGCACGGGGACACGCCAAAAGACCGAGUCAGGAGGAAAUCAAUGACUACGUGGUUGAGCAAAUGCGCCGUGAAUACGAACGCACCACGAGGGAUCGGAGUUACAGUCAACCUAUGCCAAGUCAGCCCCUCCAACGACCGGUGCAGAUGCGCUGCACAUUCUGUGGGGACAAGCAUCACCAGCUGCAGAAUUGCUGGCGUCGAUGGAGGGUUGCUGUUGAAGCUCCGCAUGGCGACUAUCUUCCGAAGCGCGUCGAGUACAGGAGUGAAAUUCCGGGUCAGCCGCCCACUUAUCACAGCGGUUUCACGCUUUACUGAGCGUCCGAUUAUGGCCUUCUCCUUUCCUUUUUCAUUUUUUUCUGUGAUGCCACCUUGGGCCGUAUCCGUGAUUGCAAUCUGGGCAUAAGCAUGGCGUUGGGGGUUUUUAGCAUUCUGAUUCUUCAUUUGACAAAUGUGAUCAAAUUUUGGCUUGUAUUGAAGCGUGACGAGCAUACUCUCCUCAUGAAGCACCCCAUACUGUAAAUGCAUCGCCAUCCUUAUAUUUCUUAGAUCGCCACUUAAAGAAGCGAUGGUCACUAUUUUUGGAUUUUCAAUAUCAAGGUCAAGCCGCCGGCCGGUGAUAGGCAAGAGUCGGAAUUCCCAGAUGCAGGGUUCCUGGGCCUUGGAAUGCUGGCUCUGCCAUGGAAGAAGACGAGGAGCAGUUUGGCCGUGCUUCAUGUAAAGACAUGCUUUGCAAGCGCAUCU
Messenger RNA from Aspergillus heteromorphus CBS 117.55, 1520 nucleotides. RefSeq lists its product as uncharacterized. The transcript has a single exon. The record is from RefSeq and is a predicted model, not a curated record. The coding region runs from base 288 to 1094 and encodes 268 amino acids. Lineage: Eukaryota; Fungi; Ascomycota; Eurotiomycetes; Eurotiales; Aspergillaceae.